CAGUAGGUAACAAAUAAAGUUUAUUUUAUUUCGCUGGUAAAAUGAGAUCUGUAUGGUUGUGGAUAUGGUGUGGUGUAAUGACGAGCCUAUGGUGGCCAGCUGAUGCUGUGGUGGGUGGUAAUCCUGCUUCUCCGCCAGAGCCUGAUGCAGCUGUGGUUUUCGUGCAGAAAUAUGGACGAAGCUCUCGAAUAGAAGGAAUCAAGGAUCCGAAGCUCGGUUACUACACAUUUUUUGGGAUAAGAUAUGCGGAACCGCCAGUGGGUCCUCGGAGAUUUCAAAGGCCGGUGCGACGGAUCCUGGCCGGAGAACUAACUGCAUCCAAACCUUGUUCCGCUUGUCCUCAGCCAAGGUUAAUGAACAUUUUCGGAAAUGAAGACUGCCUCUGCCUAAAUGUCUUCAGUCCGAAAAUGCCAGGAGACGAAAAAGGUUCUCCUGUCGUUUUCUUCAUACACGGAGGCAAUUAUAGAACUGGUUCGGCGCACCCUUAUGGGGGUAAGCAUUUGGUUCAAGCAGACACGAUAGUAGUGGUGGCUCAAUAUCGCCUUGGGUCUCUUGGUUUCAUUACAAACGGUCGUAAGGAUGCUUCGGGUAAUGCGGGUAUGUUCGACUUGCAUGCCGCUAUGUCUUGGGUUAAAGACUACAUUCAGUUCUUUGGAGGAGACCCAACUAAAGUUAUUAUAAUGGGACAAGGUUCUGGAGCUAGUGCUGCGUCCAUGCUAUCCCUGUCUCCUGAAGAUCGGAGUUCUAAAGGUGUGGCUGCAUUAUCAGGAGCUCCAUUAUCACCAGGUGCUGUACGAACUAGCCCAGAGAAACAUGCUGAAGAUUUAGCAGCUCGGACAAAUUGCCCGUCAAAACCAGUAGAACGUCUUGCACUUUGUCUAAGGGCGCUUCCUGUUGAGAAGAUCAUAAAGGCGGACCAAGAUUCGAAUGUAGAUUUUACAACACAAAACUUUUUGGAUGAAGUGGCAGGACGUAGUGGUACUGGUGCGCGUGUGGAAGGUGCGGACGAUUAUCGUGCCUUACCUAUAUUAGUUGAAGAAAUGCCAGCAAAUUCGCUUAAAAAGAAAAGGCAGCAUGCUCCUUUGCUUACGGGUGUUACUUCCGCGGAAACCUCACGAGCUGUAUUCGGUAAAUACUCGAAUUUCUUGAAGAAACAAUUGGAAGAAGUUUCUGACUUUAUUAAGAAAGACAUAAUUGGAGGUUUGCAAACCGUUGUUACGGAUGUUGAAGGUCUCAUACUGUCUUCGUUAAAAUUGGAUCAAGUGCAAAAAGUGUUUCCAUUGGGAGAUUUUUAUCAAUCGUAUAGUGCGAUAAGAAAUCAGUCAGUACAGAACACAAUUUCUUCAAUUGACGGACUUACGAAAAUCGUCGAAGCAACAGGAGAUGCCUUGUUCAAUUUCCCUGCAUAUCAAAGCGUUAAAGAGUGGGCCACUGGGGCCCCGUCUUACCUCUACAGCUUUGAAUUUGUGGGCAAUCUUACAAAAGGAUCGCAUUUCUUACCUGGAGUGAUACUAGCUGAAAACAAUGAAGAAAACGAAGAUGCAAAAAAAAGUAACAUUAAAGGGCCAGCGCAUGGAGAUGAAUUAGCUUAUUUAUUCGAUCCUCUAGAUGAAGAUGGAAAUUCUAUAGAAAAAGAUGAGAUUUCAUCUACAGAUGCGCAUGUCCGUAAAUCUUUUGUAGGCAUGAUAGCCAAAUUCGCUCAUAGCCUACACCCUCUUGGAACAAAAAAGGAGUCAAAGUUUCCCGACCUAUUACCAUUUUCCAAGGAUAAUGAUCAAUAUAUAAAAAUCGAUAGUGAUAUUUCUCUGGGACAAAAUUUCAGAUACUGCCAAAUGGGUUUGUGGGGCAAUAUGGCCGAAAGGACCUCGGGAGAAUUCUGCAAGAAGCUGUUCGAUGGUUUAUUGAAAUUGCCAACUACUCUUCUCAAACCAGUGACGGGUAACGGCGUGGUGCCCAACUUGCUUAAUAAUCCUAUUGACAAUCAGGCACCAUUAGUGUCUUUGGUUCCACGUCAACCACGACCACCAAAAAAUAAUAACACUCCAACCGUUUUGAACAUACCUUUCAGAGGCCUACAGUGAAAUGGAUGAUAUAAUAUAGGGACCGUAAAAAAUUCAUGAAAUUGGACAACUUAUUCCAAAGAAUUCGAAGUGAAAAAAAUGUUUGAAAGUAUAAUAUUUGAUCGAUCGCGUAGUUUCUUUAAAGAAUACAUUUCCUUUUCAAUCCAUCUUAUAACAAUUGUUCAGUUUUUAUAAAUGCUGUAGCUGGAAUUGAAAUUGCUUAUUACAUUUUUCUGUUAAAACUUAGUAUUGGCAAUAAUUAAAAUUUUCGCUACAGCUUACCUAUAUCUAAUAAAGAAAGUUUACACGA
Messenger RNA from Galleria mellonella (greater wax moth), 2370 nucleotides. RefSeq names its product carboxylesterase 5A (gene CCE-un1). Lineage: Eukaryota; Metazoa; Arthropoda; Insecta; Lepidoptera; Pyralidae. Bases 42 to 2081 code for a protein of 679 amino acids. The record is from RefSeq and is a predicted model, not a curated record. The transcript is spliced from 11 exons. Gene Ontology annotation, biological process: presynaptic membrane assembly; postsynaptic membrane assembly; synaptic vesicle endocytosis. Gene Ontology annotation, molecular function: neurexin family protein binding; signaling receptor activity. Gene Ontology annotation, cellular component: postsynaptic membrane; synapse; cell surface.